Molecule: messenger RNA, 4472 nt
Organism: Marchantia polymorpha subsp. ruderalis
Lineage: Eukaryota; Viridiplantae; Streptophyta; Marchantiopsida; Marchantiales; Marchantiaceae
Source: the annotation of a GenBank genome assembly
UUAAUAUCUUAUGGCAUCUUGGUAAGAGCAUUUCGUGAAUAAAAAUAGUAGAAUCCCAAUUGAUCGAACGGAAAAGGUGGAGAAGAACCGCGCAAUCAGAGAUUGAACCUGCACUAUGAAGGGUCUGGGAACAAACGCCGGAGGAAUUUAGCAGUGACAGAAAGGUCUUCGGGGAGAGGGCGCUCAAUCGCCAUUCCUCCUCGAUCGCCAUCCCUUUCAUUUUAUAUAGUUGGAGUCGAUUUAGACUAGAUUUUUGUACUCUGAACCGUCACAGAUCGCAACGAAACACUUACAUUGAGGCAAUUUUAAGUAGAUUAUAGAUCCUCGGUUCUCCAAAGUUUGCCAAAUCUUGGAGUCACUGUGAUUCGAAUUAUGGUUUUGGAGGGAGAGAUGGUACUCAUCGAGCAAUAUGAAAGGUCGAUUGCCUCUUGCGAUAUCGGAUGAUUACGCGAGGCUGGAUACGACCAUCUGUGACGAGCUUAUCGAGAUCGUCGCAGUCUUCUACUGGUAGAUAGCCGUAGUGGAUUUAUGGAUUGCAAGCGGAGGAGGCGAUCGGAGUUAGGGACUUCUGUUUCGGCUCACCUGCGGGCAAGCAGUGCAUGCCUGUGAUUUGCUGGCGAACAAGAAUUUUUCGGAGAAGGAUUCGAGCAUAGCAUCAUGGAGGUGGACUCCCUUGUGCGGGACGAGAGAUGCAGUAGUGUCCAGCAAGGGGUGCACUUGAAUUAUAGUGAAGAUGUUUGAGCUUGGGCGCUCCACAUGCUUAGUAAGUAUUACAGGGCUAGAGGGGUAUUCCCCAGAGGCGGAAAGAUCUCGAGAGAAUCGUCCAAUUCGUCUACUGUUCUUAGUUACGUGUGGAUCAGCUUACAGACAAGGCGCUGUCUCCUUUUAAUAAGUCGGCUGCAGCGCUGGGGUGAUAAUUAUCGGAGGAGGGACGUGACUGGACUUAAAGAUUUCGGUCUCUUAGGGCGAGUUAUGGAGCGAACAGGCUUAGGGCAGCUGAGGAAUGUGAGAUUAGUGGUAGUUUUAUUAGGAGUCUUCAAUGUGGCCGUCAUCGUGGCUGGUGGGCUUGUGGCAGUGGGUGCUUCAAAUGCAAAUUGCCCUCACAAUAUCCUUAUGGCUUCUAUUGUGAUGGCACUGGUUGCUUUGUUUCGUGUAAUCUGGAUUAUUGGCAUGGGUUUUGCUCAAGCAGUAACUGCAUCCACGAUGAUUGCUGUGGAGGAUUCCAAGGCUUCAAGAUCUCCUGCUGAUGAAAGCUGCUCCAGACGUGAACGUCGAAGGUGGUACAGGCGCUGGUUAUGGUGGAGUCGACUUGGUAUUACAAUGACCUUUCUCCAAGUGAUGAGCACUGCUUACCUUACAUUGAUUCUUGGAAGGAAUUUAUCUACGCAAAGUAAUCACGUAUCAUUUUGCUCAGUUGAUGGUCGAAACGAACAAAGAUGGCUUGUGGCUUUGAUGGUUGGUUUACCAACUCUGGGAAGUAUCAUAGUGUUUGCUCAGUGCUGUGUCGGAUCAGAUGUUUUAGCUUGGAGGUUGUUGUAUGGAGCACACUAUGGGGCAUGGAGAGCUCACUACCGCCAAAUGUUCGACUAUGGCAUCCGUGAAGUUCUCUGUUGUUUGGGAAGAAGGCGGUACAUGAGUGUACUGGAAGAAGAUGAAGUUGAUUCUGUUGCAGCCCUUCUUGGAGAUCUGGUGGCAUAUCGUGCCGUUGGUGCAAGUCACUUGGAGGUCAUUGCCGGUGUGGCCCUGUUGAGAGAAAGUGCUCCAGCUGAAGACGCAAAUGAAAAUUUAUUACCCGCUCCUGAUCCUCUUAUUCGUGAGGCCACUGUCCUUCAUCCCUACGCCGUGGCUGCAUAUACGGGUCCUCUACUGGAUGUCGGGCGCAACCCUUUUACAUUUCCUUGUGCCUGGCUUUAUCGGCAGGGAGUAUUGACCCCUUGGAAGCGAAACAGAAUGCCAAAACUGGAAGGGGAUAAUUGGUGGAGAGGGCAUGCUGCCGCCUUUCUGAGAUUUGCGCAGAUUCCUCCCGAGGCCCUUCGUAAAGGAAGGGUUUUACAGACAAAGAGGGAGUCUGUGUACUUCGUUGUGGUACUCCAUCACCUGCGCUACGUGGUAGUCGCAGUUCGUGGAACAGAGACACCAGAAGAUCUCUUAACAGACGGUCUAGGGAGAGAGAGUGCGUUGAUGGACUCAGAUUUAUGUGGAAUUCUCAAGAACAACACAGUGUCGGAUAGGGUAAAACAGGAUGUACAGGCUACCAUGCCCCAUUUUGGACACAUCGGUGUGAUUGAGGCAGCCCGAGAACUUGCAUUGGAACUUGACAAUCUACCCGAUGCAGAUGACGAAGAAAACGCACAGAAUGGGUCCUCAACUAGCAAUGACUGUAACAAAAACAACAACAGAUCUACGGCAGGAGGUUGUCAGGCUUCGUUGUUGACAGAGAAGAAAGGGCUUCUUACUUCAUUGCUUGGACCUGGGGGUGAAUGCCAAGGAUAUUCUCUCAGGAUAGUGGGCCACUCACUGGGUGGCGCGAUAGCGGCUCUGACUGGCUUAAGGCUUGCCAACCGAUACCCAAGUUUGCAUGUGUACACUUUUGGGGUGUUGCCCUGCGUUGACCUGGUUACUGCGGAAGCUUGCUCAAGUUUUACUACCAGUAUAAUUUAUAAUGAUGAAUUUUCAUCACGACUCUCAGUAGCAGCAAUUAUGAGGUUACGUGCAGCUGCAUUGCAAGCUUUGGCAACAGAUGCAAACACAGAUUCAGCUCUGGUUACCAAGCUUACAAAGCGGCUCUUUACUUCUUCGUCUUCUAAAGAUACACAAUCAGGGAAAAGCGAACACUCGCAACGAAGGCGUCGACGAGUGGCCCAUGCUCUCAAAGGCAGUGAAAAUUAUGAUGAAGAUGAGGCAGAAGAUCUUGUCGAAUGUAGUGGAACAGGCAGGCUUGAAAGAGAUGUCGCAGUCGACGGAUCAGGAGAUGCACGUAGUACUAUGGAGCUGCUUGAUAACGGAAUGCCUAAGCAUUUGGUGGGUUUGGGUCCUGGAGUUGACCUGCAAGAGAUGUGGCCGGCAGAAAUGUAUGUUCCCGGUCUGGUCCUACAUCUUGUCCGAAAUACCGGCAACAGUAGCUGGUCUGCGCUUAGAAGGUCUUUCACCUUCGCCAGAAAUCCAGAUCUUCCUAAAAGACCAAAGCAUAAAGCUUAUCUGAAGGAUCGCAAGCAAUUCAGAGAUAUCCUAGUAUCUCCCGCUAUGUUUUUAGAUCAUAUGCCAUGGAAGUGCCAAUAUGCAUUGAAUGAUAUCUUAGAGCAACUGAAUGCUGAAAGACAGAGACAGGCAGUUAGUUCUCCCGGAUCCAGUGUUGUCUGAAUACUGGCGGGAAGAAUUAUUUAACUUCAGGUUGGAGGCGAUUCGAAUGUUCCUCAUUUCAAUGUAUCAGACUAAACAACAGCUCAUGAAAGUAUACUCAUAAAGCGGAUUCAAAUUCUGGGGAGUUAACGACGCUGCCUUUUUGUGUCUCACGGAAGAAUUGAGCUCAGAUUCUCAGAGGAAUGGGCAGAGUCAGCUGGAUCUUUGUAUCUGUAAUGCCGGUUUGCCCUCAGCCUGCACUCUACCUAUGACGUACGAUACAUCCUGUUGUGUGAGAUGCUUGUCUUACUGCGAAGCAGCUCAGAGCCAAGCUGAUACAAGCUGACCAAGUUUUGCAAAAGGACUUCAGUUUGUCAAAUUCCCUGCAUCCGGCCGUUCAUUCUCCAUGAUGCAGAUCUCGUGUACAUCAUCAGAAGAGGGGCAGAAUCAAUCUGUCCUUGUAUAACAGAAUCAGCAUGUGCAGAGCGUAAUGUACGCGACCUCAAAGAGCAGAGACAACUCGUCAUGAAGGCCAUCUAGACAAGAAAAGGGAGGAUACAAGUAUGUUGGCUAUCGUAGAGAUGAUCAUGGUCUGAGGCCUUAAAAACUACAGAGACUGCCAAAGUUCAGAUUAAAGAAUCUUUGGCAUCGCAAUACCUGCGAAGGUUAUCAUCAGGGAAGAGUCUUACAGGAGCGAAGAUGUUCUCCCAUCCACUUUUCAACUGGAUGGGGGAACAUCUUUGGUUCAAGUUCGGACGUGCGCUGGAGUCGUCUUUUAAAGGUCAAUGGAUAUUCUAAGGCUUCUUCUCAUCAGUGACGGUGAUAACGGUUGAAGAGCCGUCUAAACGGAUGUUUUCUUGUCACAAUAGUUAUUUCUUUGAUCUGAAAUUUCUCCACAGCCAAAUCGAUUUGCUUGCCUGACUUUAGUCAGUCUUCGAGCCCAGAAGCAGGCUUGAGUGAGGAACGCAGUCAGUCAAAGCACAUAUGGCGCUGCAUGCAUUGUAACAUUUGGUUUAAAACUAGCAAUGGACUUUUACGAGGUCCUGUGAUUGUAUACUUGCGGUUCGAUCUUGUGUCAGGAGAUGACUUAGAAAGAGAUUCGACUAAGAUAUUUGUGUGCAUGCAUACUGGAA